Staurois parvus is the source of this 678-nucleotide messenger RNA. NCBI's taxonomy places the organism in Eukaryota, Metazoa, Chordata, Amphibia, Anura, Ranidae. The record is from the annotation of a GenBank genome assembly.
AUGGCUUCUCCUCACUCCUUGGAGCUAAGUGACAUCAGCAGAGGACACAAUGCAGAUGGCCACGCUUGCCCGGAGCGCUCAGGUACUGUCAGAGGAUUUGAGAACCCAUCCUACGAGGAGUUUGGGGAGACCAGUUUUGGCCAGGAGUCACGGGAUGCCUUGCAGUUGAGUCCUGCAUCGGAGGUGAGGGGAUGGGGCAAAGAGAAUGGAUCUCCUCACUCUGAGGACAGUCGAGAACCUGAGCCGGCAAGCCACUCUGUAGAUUACGGUUUCAUCUGUUCCUUAGUGCUGCUGGUUAGUGGCAUCAUUCUGGUGGCCAUAGCAUAUACCAUACCACGGGAGGUGCGAGUGAGCCCCGAUUCUGUGUCUGCCCGCGAGAUGGAACGACUGGAACUCUACUAUGCACAUCUGGGCUCCAACCUAGACAAGUGCAUCAUCGCAGGUCUGGGCCUUCUCACAUUAGGGGGCACUCUUCUUUCCAUGCUACUCAUGAUCUCCAUUUGUAAGGGGGAACUUUACCGGAGGAGGAAAUUCAGCGUGGCCAGAGGGCCCAGGACAAAAUAUGGCUCACUCAACCUGAGGAUGAGACAGAUGACCACAGAAGGUGGUCAGAUGCUGGUAGAACAUGAAGUGAUGGAGAUGACUAACAAUAUUACCCACCAUGGGCACGAGCCUUAA